AGCAGGAGCUGGCUGGAGUCAGUGCCUCGUCCGCAGCAGCAGCAGCAGCAGCAGCAGCAGCAGUACGGGCUGGCUGGGGCUUAGAGGAUGUGAGUGCUGCUGGGACCCUGCGGGGAAGGAGGGAUGGAGACGGAGAAGAGGAAGGAUUGAGGUGGAAGUGAAGAUGAAGAACGACAUGAGCGCGUCCGAGAGGUGAAUUUCACCUGCGGAGAAGAAAGACGAGGACAAAGAGCUGCAGGCAGCUCUGUGUGAGCGAGGGCGAUUCCCCCCACCUCUCGCAGACCCUCAGUCAAGAUGUACGCCUUCUACUCGCUGCUGGUCUAUAUCUUCUACACCGUCUUCAAGAAGGAGGAGGAGGAGGAGGAGGAGGCACUGGAAGGGGCAUGUGGACACUCCCCAGAGUAUGAACAGCAGCCUGGCCGUGUUUCCAUGGAAACAGGGAGCAGGAGGAGAGGAGGCCCCACCCCCAGGAUGGGGAAAAGGGGUUGGUGCAGACAGAAUGAGUCCAGUAGCAGUAGUGACAGUGAUAGCCUCUCUCUCAGUGAGGAAGACGAUGAUGGGGGCGAAGACCUGGCACUGCCAGCCAAAACCCCCUUGGCGGCCUUCCUGUCAUUUAAGCAGGAGGCGGAGAAGAGAAGAGCCUCCACAGUGCAACUGGAAGUGGGAGAAAAGGUGAGUGAGUCUCCUCUGGUUGCUGUGAUGUCCCACCUGCUGAGCUUCCUGGAGCAGUACUCGCACCUGCAGCAGCUGCAGCAGCAGGCGGAGCAGUACCGGCUGCAGCUGCGCAGGCACCGCGUGCAGCACCGCAGACACAUGAAGGCCCUGCGCACCCACUACCGCCAGCGCCUGCAUGACAAGAAUAGCAUCAUCAGCAGCCUGGAGGAGGUCAUCAGCCAGCAGCCCAGCCCCACCACUGAAGGUUUGGGUGUGGAUGCGUGUGGAGGUGGAGGGAAGGCAGGCCUGCACACGCUGGUGGAGUCUCUGUGUGGGCUGCAGGGGGAGCGCUCCCAGCUGAGGGGCGAGCUCAGGAUGCUGCACUCCCAGCUGGAGCAGAAGGAGCUCGACCGCCACGCCAAGGUCCAGGCCUUCCAGCAGCAGAUUGAUGAGCUGAAGAGCUGCAUCGAGGAGCGAGAGGAGGAGCUGACCCGUCUGAGGACUGCAUCUGGGGCGACGGACUCGGAGAAGCGCGUGCUGUGUCUGUCGGCAGAGAACGACAGUCUGAAGCACAGCCUGAGCGUCACACAGGGCCUCCUGCAGCAGCUGUCGGUCAUCCCCAACCAGUCCAGCAACGUGCUCAUGAAGGAGAAUGAGAACCUGCGCAGCCGAGUCCUGCAGCUGGAGAGCACCCUGCAGCAGCGGGCCGAGCAGCUCUCGCGUCUGGAGCGUCAGAGCGAGCAGACCGAGUGGAGGAGAGGGGAGGAGCUGAGGAGCCGCGACGAGAGGCUCAAGGAGCUGCAGCUGGAGCUGGACAGGGAGCGCAGCAAGGAGCCGCCGGUCAAGUAUGUCACUCAGACUGUGGAGGUGGAGUCUCAGGCAACUCUAAGGCAGUUGGCCGAAACCAGGCAGAAGAAUGAACGACUGACAAAGAAGCUGUCCAAUCAGAAUGAACGGUGUAAGCAGCUGGAAGAACACAUUAGACGGUCCGAUGAAGUCAGCUGCAAUUUGCAACAUAAGAUUGCAGCGUACGAGCGGGAGAUUAACACUCUCCGUGAGGAGCUGCUGAAGGAGAUCGGCCACCUGGAGAAGAAGAAAGAGGAGGCUGUUAAAGCUGCGGCUAACUGCUCUGAAGAGCAUCUGCAGACCAUGCAGGAGGAGUUCAUCACCCUGCAAAGGCGCCUAAGUGCCCUUCCUCCUACCCUGCGCUCCAUGAAGACGGACUACGCCAGCCUGAGGACUCAGGUUCGCAACUUCUCGGAUUUUUAUGGAGCCGCCAUCAAAGAGGCCAAGAAACAGAUAACAGCAGCCAUCAGUGAGAUGUCGGAGGCCAACAAAGACCUGCUGGAGAAGUACAGGAAGGAGGUGGCUCUGCGCAGGAAAUACCACGAGCAGCUUGUGGAGCUCAAAGGAAACAUCCGUGUGCUGUGUCGUGUGAAGCCUGUUCUAAAGGAAGACCAACAUGAGGAGGGCCAGGGCGUGGUGGUCACCACAGAUCCCCACAACGAGUCGGCCCUCACCGUGGUGAACAAGGGCAAAGGUCGCGGUUUUGAGCUGGAUAAAGUGUUCCAUCCUCAGGCAACUCAAGAGGAGGUGUUUCAGGAAAUCGAGCCCCUUGUGACAUCCUGCAUCGAUGGAUAUCAUGUCUGUAUCUUUGCGUAUGGACAGACUGGAUCAGGAAAAACAUAUACUAUGGAGGGCACGUCAGAGAACCCUGGCAUCAACCAGCGUGCCCUGAAGCACCUCUUCAACGAGAUCGAGGAGAGGAAGGACAUGUGGGAGUACACAGUCAGUGUCACCUCGGUAGAGAUCUACAACGAGGUCCUCAGAGACCUGUUAAGUAAAGAUGGAGAGAAGCUGGACAUCAAGAUGAAUCCAGAUGGGUCUGGUCAGCUGCAUGUCCCCGGCCUCAGAGUCAUCGAGGUCAAAAGCUUUCAGCACAUUAAGAAGAUUCUUGGAAUGGCCCGUCGCAAUCGGAUUACAUUUGGCACACAGAUGAACCAGCACAGUUCGCGAUCUCAUGCUCUCCUCAUGAUUACUGUGCAGGGGAUAGACCUCGCCACCGGCACCAAGACGACGGGUAAGCUGAACCUGGUGGAUCUGGCCGGGUCUGAGCGCGUGUGGAAGUCUGGAGCGGAGGGCGAGCGGCUGAAGGAGGCCCAGAACAUCAACCGCUCCCUGCUGUCCCUGGGAGACGUCAUCCAGGCCCUGAGGGGCCGGCAGACCCACAUCCCCUUCAGGAACUCCAAACUCACCUACCUACUGCAGGACUCCCUCGGCAAAGGAAACAAGACGGCCAUGGUUGUGCAGGUGUCGGCUCUGGAGAGUAACGUUGGUGAGACACUCUGCUCUCUGAAGUUUGCUCAGCGGGUUUGCAAGGUGGAGCUGGGCCCUGCAGCCCGGAAGAUUGAGGCAGGUGAAAAGAUUAGCGAAAACUACUGUUGAGAUCACGAGGUUCAACAUUCAGUGCAGGUCUGUUCCUCUGUUUCCAAGUCAUCCGUGAGGGGUCUGUGUCUGUCUUGUGCGAAGGGCUAUGGUCCACAGCACAGUCCCUCAUAAGGCACCAGGCAGCAUGAGCUGUUCUGAUAGGUCAAGCCUCACCUCCUGCUCUCGGUUUCCGAAAUGGCUUCUCUCCCCACCAACUGCUCUGCAUGUCAGCUCAGACUGCCAUAAUCUCAGGCCCCUGGUGCCAUUCUCACCUGGACAGUUGUUUACCCAAACCACAAUGAGCUGAUGGUCAGGAAAAUAGCCAGGGACAGUCUAGAUCACAACCAUAUAGAGGGAGAGGAGAGAGGCAUGACAGCACUGUGUCUUUUGCCUUCACUUCUCAGAGAUCAAACAAUGCAGCAUUUAUCAUCUGUUCUAUCACAUCUCUGUUUAUAUCUACAUGCAACAUGCUAAGCUAGUCUUUGAAAUGCAUAUAUUUAAAAAGUAAUAACCACUAUUUAGAAAAAAUGUAGUCUUAUCCAUUGAGUUUAUUGGUGACUGUUAUGGUAGCCAUGUUAAAUUACUUCACAUUCUAAUGCUGUGUAACAACACAAGAUAUAACAGGAAUUCCUGAAUGUUUAUAAUUGUUAUGAUUAAGGAUAGAACAUAAGAGUUUGUGAAAUUACUGAUCUUUGGCAAAUGAUUGCAUUUAACUUGACACGGGGGGCCCUAAUUUGAAUGAAGGGUUAUAUGUGCAAAGCCUUAAGUCUAACUAAAGCCAAGUAAAUAUUUAGGAAAGGUCAACUUCCUAAUUUAACAUCAUGGGCAAGACCUUAAGCGAAAACAUCAAAAAGUCAGCUCAGUGCUCCCAUAUGCCACACGAUGGCUGUAAUUCAUACAAAGAUACUUUGCUUGUUGACAGACUUUGCCUGCCUUUUAAAUGGGGGUCUAGGGUGCUUCAUAAAUAUAGCUCGUGUAGAUUAAUGUAGUAUGCCCUUUGUCCACCACACACUGCUUUAUAUGGUAUCAUGUGCAAUAGUACCAUGUCAGAAUGUGAAAUUAAAAUGCUGAAGAGAUUUAUAAUGUCUGUACUGUUGGGGCUGGCGGAGCACUUUAGGCCAAGUCGUGUGUGUUCAGGUUGUUUGGGCAUAUUUCAGCUGUUUUUGUCACAAUUCUUAUUAUUCUCUCUCUCUCUCUCUCUCAUUUGUGCCAGUUUGAAGCUGUAGACAUCUGACCUUUAGGCACCAUUGCAUCAAAGGGGUUUUAGAUAAUGCUUCUUCAUUUAAAGUGAAAGUGAGUAAGGUAAUACAGAAUGUCUUUUGGUGCCCUAUUGUAGAGCAGACAGGUGGAAGUGUUAAUUUACAAAUGGAUAAACAUUUAGGGAUCCCGAUUACAUUAAAAGAACCCUUUAUUAGUAGCUACAGUCAGAGAGAACUGUGUGAUGUUCACUCACAAGUAUGUGUUUGAAACAAAUCCUGUUUUGUACUCCAGCAGCUUGUCAGUAUCAUGACUUUGGAACCUUCCAGAUAACCUGUACUAGUGGCUACAGAGAAAAAUAAACAAACCAAAUGGAUUCA
Messenger RNA from Alosa sapidissima (American shad), 4658 nucleotides. RefSeq names its product kinesin-like protein KIFC3. Gene Ontology annotation, biological process: microtubule-based movement. Gene Ontology annotation, molecular function: ATP binding; microtubule motor activity; microtubule binding. The record is from RefSeq and is a predicted model, not a curated record. The transcript has 20 exons. The coding region runs from base 295 to 3099 and encodes 934 amino acids. NCBI's taxonomy places the organism in Eukaryota, Metazoa, Chordata, Actinopteri, Clupeiformes, Clupeidae.